GGAGAUACUGAGAUAGGGCGAGAUAGGAGGUGAAGGGGGUUACGAGGCGGAGGACAGAGCUCUCCCUCGUCGUGGGUGACGGUGGUACAGAUGGGUGCGUCUCUCCCUGGCUCGAGCCGGCAGCACAAGCGGUCACCCUAAUGCAGCCUGACAUCCAGCUGCGAAUGACACUCGGCUAACACUGGCACCAUGCUCCCCCGAAACAUGCGAACAGGUGGCUGUGACCUUCCGGGCGUGGAGUCAAGCGAAGUGCCUCUCAUUGGCUACCGGCCCUUGUCACCUGACAGCAACACCAACCAAUACGGGAGGGGAAGCAGCAGGGAUGAGCUGGACACUUCACAGGCAGAGCCCUCCCCAAUGAAGACCACCUGGUACUGUCCUCUGGAUCUGUCCACUGUGGUGGAGGAAGAGGAGGAUGGAGUGAUCUACACAGUGGUGGUCAAACAGCAGCAUGGGGCACUCAAUAAUCCAUUGUCAUCAGUUACUCGCUCCCAGUGUGUGAAAGCAGGGACAGAGGAAAAGCUGGUGCUCCACCUCCUUCACUCCUUCUCUAUGGGAGAUUCCUCCUUCAUCACCAUCUUCCUCUCCACAUAUCGAUCCUUCACUUCCACACGCAGAGUGCUGGACAUCCUCACAGACAGAUUGGAGACUCCGCCGGGGGACAACGAGAAGAGCCAGAUCAGACAAUCUUUCAACCAGGCGGUGUGCACAGUGUUCAGAAUGUGGCUCUCGGAGUACCCUGAAGACUUUAAGGGUCUGGGGGAGCCCUCUCGCCUGCUGCGUCUGGCUCCCCUCUUCCCUCAGGACUCCUCAUCUGCAGCUGACCUCCGCGCUCGGCUCCUCAGGAUAGCCGAGGAGCUCAGCGAGAAAGCCCUGCUUCCUGAUGCCCAGAAAGAUCCGACCGGUUUCACCAGCUCCACUCCUCCAAACGCCUCCAAGUUUGAACCCACCAGUGUCCUGGGCUUCCCCGCAGCGCUCAUCGCCGAGCAGCUCACCAAAAUAGAGACGGAGUUAUUUGUCCGUCUGGUCCCGUACCACUGCCUGGGCUCACUGUGGUCUCAGAGGGAUAAAAAAGGGAGAGAAGGGGUUUGUUGGUCUGUCCGGGCCACCAUACGUCAGUUCAACAAAUUGGCUAAUGCAGUUUUAGCUUCCUGCCUUUGGCCUACAAAGCUGCGCAGCCAGCAGAGAGCCCGACUGCUGGAAAAAUGGAUCGGAGUGGCAGAGGAGUGCCGAGCCAGGAAGAACUUCUCCUCGCUGUACGCCGUCGUGUCGGCCCUGCAGAGUAACCCCAUCCACCGGCUCCGGAGGACGUGGCAGGAAACGGACAGGGAGGCAAUGAAGAGAUACGAGGAGCUGUCAGAGAUAUUCUCAGACAAGGACAACUAUGCACAAAGCAGAGAGCUCUUGAAGGAGGAGGGCACGUCAAAGUUCGCCAACAUCGAUACCAGACUCAACCACAGACACAUAAACCGGACUAACGCCCAGGGCACUGUGCCCUACCUGGGAAUCUUCCUCACAGACCUCACCAUGCUGGACACGGCGGUCAAAGACAGGCUGGAUAACGGCUACAUCAACUUUGACAAGAGGAGACGGGAGUUUGAGGUUUUAGCCCAAAUCCGGCUCCUGCAGUCUUCCUGCAAAAAUUGUGUUUUCACCGCUGACGAGGCCUUCACACAAUGGUAUCAGAGCGUCCCCACACUAACAGAGGAGGAGAGCUAUAGACUGUCCAGUGAAAUAGAAGCGCCUAGCGAGCCGAGCCCCCGUUGCCUUAUGCCGACAGUCAUCAUCACACAGUGCCCAGACCUCAGUACCUCCCGGACCAGCCUGCAUGGUGACAGCGACAGCCUCUUUGACUUCCCUUCCCCGGUAAACAACCUGCUGUCAAAACUCACAAAGCACAUGAGAUCUCCAUCUGUGUCCUGUCUGGAUGUCGACACGUCUCCCCCGACUAACGACUCCACCCCUGCCACGCUGACUCCAUCCAGUCCCACAAAAUCACACCGCCGAUCAGCCUCCUGCGGCAACAACCCCCCUAAUAAUGUCCAAGGAUCAGGGCCCGACAUGCGAAUCAUCAGGAUACGGAUGGACCUGCACGAUGGAAACCUGUACCGAAGCAUUCUGGUUACGAGCAAUGACAAGACCCCCACUGUGAUCAGCUCUGCCUUAGAAAAGCACAAUCAGGACCCCAAACAGGCACCCAAAUACGAGCUGAUCCAGCUUCAGCCUGAAGGAAAAGAGCUAGUCAUCCCUGCAACAGGAAACGUCUUCUACGCCAUGACGUCAUCCAGCGUCGACUUCCUGUUGAGAAAGAAAGGCGGAAACACUCCUCUGGGCUCACAGCCAAUCAACACAGAGACGAGCGCCACUUUUCCUCGAAUCAAGGCCAAGGGGAGGAGACUGGUCCGGACUUUAUUUUGACACCAGACUUUCCUCGACUGAACUUUGUCCGCAGUUUUUUUUUUCAUGGAGUUCUGACAUGAAUGCAGGGCGAGCUCUUACUAACAGCAAUCGUGGCCUUCUCUGUGCAAAAAAAUAAACAAUCUGCAUAUGCCUUUCUUCCACGCUCCUGCAAAGCUUCCUCCAAGACUCCAUGGCAGGUUUUGUCCAACCCUUAAGACCUCCAGCUGCCCUGCUGUGUUCACCAGAGGAAUCUGCUGCUGAAGAGCGGUGACACUUUUCCUCUUUUAGGAAAAAAUAUGCAUGACUGAUUUACACCAAGAGGAGGAGCAACGGGAAAACCUGUAACAGACGACUUUUGGUGCUGGCUCUUCAUUUUCAUUCAGGUUGCACUUGAAGCAUUUAUUUCAUUCCAACUCAAUGAAUAAGAUCUCCUUUAAUUCCUUGUCUUUACGAGGACAUUCCUUGUUGUUGCGUGCCUGAGUUGUAAGUGACGCUUCCAAAUGUUAAGAAAUAGGAAUCUGUGGUCACCCAGGACACAGUGGAAAGCUGAAGAACAGUGUUUUUGUAAAGAGAGAAGUAUAUUUCAAUCUGAAUAUACAAAUCUGUCAGAUCUAGUUAUGGUAAAAAAAAGCAAACUAGCACACAAGAGAGAGACUUAAAGACGCAGUGCGAGUGCAUUAUUGUAGCAAAACACUGGAGCUUGUCAAAAGAGACUUUUUGUAUAUAUUAAUAUAUAUUUGUACACGUGAAUGAUGUCAACAUUGUGUUUACACUGACGAGGAGCUGGAUGUGUCCAAUAACUAAUUAACAAGGAAAACAGCUGAAAAAAAACCUGCAAGAUUCUGACUAAGAAAGACGCCAGCAUGUGUCGACAAACCGCGAGCAUUUACUCGGCUUAACCUCCAGCAGAUAUUCAUCACAACACAGACUUAAAGAUGCAUUAAUCACCAUUAUUGCAAAUAAUGAUUUGAAUUAUGAUUUAAAUUAUCAAAGGAAGACAAAAAAAAGUAGAGAUCAACUCUGCAGCUCGACAGAUCAUUUAUGCUAAUUUAAGCUAACCGUUUAUCUUUCAGGGUUUAUUGAAAUGUACCGAGGGGUUUGUUCAGACCACUCUCAGGAGUUGUUAGAGACAAAACAAGAUCUUAAAGGAAAAAUAAACUUGCACUUAUUUUAUCAGAUGGACAGACAAACAACUAAAUAUUUAAUUUUUUAGCCUCAUUUGCAUGUAGGCAGCUAUUUGCUAACGCAUUAGCAGUAACCUCUUAAAAGGCGGGAAAUAUAUCGUUUUUCUGACCCCUAGUGGCCAUAAGUGGAUGAUUGCAGCUUUAAAAACACUCAACAGCACUUUAAAGCUUUUUUUUGCGUCGCCUCAGAGCAGAGAGGAAAAUCUAAAUAACACCUUUAUUAUUAAGUUUAAAGUUACCAGGUCUAAAUGUUUUUUAACAGGGCAUAAGCUAAACUUAUUUAAUGACCCACAGCUCAGCAGGACACAUCUUCACUGCUUUUUUAUAUACAGUAUGUAUGUAAUGAAUUCAAAGGGUUAACUUCAGUGUGAAUCAUGCAACCUCUUUGGAUAUGUUGUGGACUAGGAUGAAGUCCGGUGACCUCUGGUUGAGACCGGCUCAGUGCUGGUGAGGCUUCCUGCAGGCUGAAGCACGAGCGCCGAUCGACCGGGGAGAGGAUUCUUCAGAUAACGUGUGCUCGAGUUAUUCCAUGUUACUGAGUGUUUUAGUGCCUUUUUCUCUGACGGAUGCUAAUCUUACCCAUGUUUGCAUUAGAAUGUAUUCAGUAUACACAUUGAGAAGAUGCAGUCAUGUCGGCGCUGUGUUGUCUCUUAUCAAAGCUGUUUAUGCACUACACACAGGAUGUCCUAUUUUUGUGGUAAUAAAUUUACUUUUAUAUGAA
This is a messenger RNA of Labrus bergylta (ballan wrasse), 4305 nucleotides long. RefSeq names its product ral guanine nucleotide dissociation stimulator-like 2 (gene rgl2). Gene Ontology annotation, biological process: positive regulation of GTPase activity; Ras protein signal transduction. The record is from RefSeq and is a predicted model, not a curated record. Gene Ontology annotation, cellular component: plasma membrane. Lineage: Eukaryota; Metazoa; Chordata; Actinopteri; Labriformes; Labridae. Gene Ontology annotation, molecular function: guanyl-nucleotide exchange factor activity.